This is a messenger RNA of Colletotrichum higginsianum IMI 349063, 222 nucleotides long. Its product is annotated as TfdA family Taurine catabolism dioxygenase TauD. NCBI's taxonomy places the organism in Eukaryota, Fungi, Ascomycota, Sordariomycetes, Glomerellales, Glomerellaceae. The record is from RefSeq and is a predicted model, not a curated record. Bases 1 to 222 code for a protein of 73 amino acids. The transcript is spliced from 2 exons.
AUGGCCAUCUUCCACGCCCGAGACGGCUUCACCGACACCCAAGAGCAGCAGCGCCACCUGCUGAGACAAUGGCUCAGCGACCCCGAGUACGCGUGGGAGACGCCGGCGCCGCUGAAGGAGAGGUGGGCUCAGCUGUACGAAGGCGUCACGCCCGAGGCUCAAGUCUUUCCGCUCGAGCCCUUCAUCCGCAGCGAAGGGAACAAGAGCAAGGGGCGGUCGUGA